Messenger RNA from Hypoxylon fragiforme, 1807 nucleotides. RefSeq lists its product as uncharacterized. Gene Ontology annotation, biological process: polyketide metabolic process. The record is from RefSeq and is a predicted model, not a curated record. The transcript is spliced from 4 exons. Lineage: Eukaryota; Fungi; Ascomycota; Sordariomycetes; Xylariales; Hypoxylaceae. The coding region runs from base 333 to 1673 and encodes 446 amino acids.
CAACGUAUGUGUCUACGACCAUUACCCAAUCUCGUCACCAACCACCAACCACCAGUACACAUUACAUUCAACCCUUGUCCUCCCCGCUUCGUCUAUAGUCGCUUGAUGUCAGACCUACCUAUGGCCAAGAAUCAUGACUCAAUGGGAUCAUUGAAUGUCGGAUUUGCCAUAAACUACAUUUAAGGUGCCUAUAGUAGAUGGUAUUCGACAAAUCGGAAAAAGACCUCUCCAGCCUGUUAUGCCCUAUAACAGAAUGAUUGUCUUCUCACGGUGGGCUAUUGUAUAGGUACCCGGCGUCAUAGCUUUCGAAUAUUCAGUUAUACCUAUCCGAAAUGGUGCAGCAUCCCGCGAACCCCCAAACCGAAACCGCUGACCCGAGCACGGCAGCAGUGGUGCAGGUAAACCCCAACCUCACCAUCGCGGCACCUCGUUCGAGACGCGGCCACGGCCCAGGACUUAUUCUCCUGGUCGAUGAUCCGGAGCUCGACCUUCGCCAUCACGAGAAAACCCUGGACCCGCCGCCGUUGUACAAAUGGGCGGAAGAGGGCUUCGCUGUCGCGCAGGUGCGGCUGGGGAUUGGGGGAGACGACAGCGAAGGAAACGAAGAGGGGUCGGUAGAGAGUCUGCUGAGCCAGGCAGUCGCGGAGCUGGCGAAGCUGCCGGCUUGUGACGAGAACGAGAGGGGGAUGGGAGUUAUCCUUUACACGUCAGCCGUAGAGCCGGCGGUGCUGGAGGCGAUCCAGACAUGUGGCGCGGCGAUCUGCGCGGUGGUGUGCUACGGCGCACUGGUUCCUGCGGCCAUCGCUGCCGAGAGCGGCUUCAAGCUGCCGCUGCUCAUGCACGUGCCCGGAGCAGCUGAAACGGAGAACACCAACGCAGCAAAAAAAGGAGACGAUGGCCAGGAGGCAAAACGCCACUACUACGCGGCGGCGGGCGGCGCGCAGCCCUUCUUCGCCAUCCCCGCGCACGCGUCCUACCACGCCGCCUCGGCCAGCGUGUCGCACACCCGCACCCUCGCCUUCCUCAAGCCGCUCACGGGGGGCCCGCUCUUCGACCUCGAGGCGAUCUGGGACGAGCACACGUACUGGGAGUUCGACGCGCGCGACGUCGCGGCGACGAUGGCGACGAUGGUCGAGCAGCCCUACGUCAACCACGUGCCGACGCUCACCGGCGGCGUGGGCCGUGAGGCGCUGACGCGGUUCUACAGGGAGCAUUUUAUCUUUAGCAAUCCGGAUGACACGGAGCUGGAGCUGGUGAGCAGGACGGUGGGCGUGGAUAGGGUGGUGGAUGAGUUUUUGUUCCGGGCGACGCACGAUCGGGUGGUGGACUGGCUGGCGCCCGGUAUCCCCCCCACCGGCCAACACAUCAGCGUCCCUUUCACAAGCGUCGUCAACAUCCGCGGCGACCGCCUCUACCACGAGCACAUCAGCUGGGACCAGGCGACGCUCCUGCGGCAGCUGAAGCUGCUUCCGGAGUAUCUCCCGUUCCCGUGCCCCGUUGCCGGAGAGCCGUCUACUACUACUACUACUACUACUACUACUGGUGGUAGUGGUGCCACUGGCUAUGAAUACCGACUCCCCGUCGCCGGCGUCGAGAGCGCGCACAAGUUGGCUGACCAGAGCUCGGUGGAGUCGAAUGCUAUGCUUGAGUAUAGGUAUAGGAAAGCCAACUAACAUAGGUACUGUGUAUGUAAGACGGGCGGGCUACUGUUAAUACCUAGGGUAUAUGUAAUUGGCCUUACAUAGGGUAGUGUACCUAGUGUAGCACAAACGCGCACAGCGAGCCGCAUGGGCGUGUCUCUUGGUCG